Cylindrotheca closterium is the source of this 1068-nucleotide messenger RNA. NCBI's taxonomy places the organism in Eukaryota, Bacillariophyta, Bacillariophyceae, Bacillariales, Bacillariaceae. The record is from the annotation of a GenBank genome assembly.
AUGAUGGAUCAGAACGACAAUAAGCUGUCAUUGUCCAAUAUCUAUGCGUCCAUCAUUCAACAGACAUCAUCCAUGAUCAAACCAUGGCCUGAUUCCGACGGCUUUGCCAAAUGCUGUUUGGAUUCUUCGGCAUUGAGUGCUGCUGCUGAAGAGAACACCAAUGCUACGACGACUAGUAGUAGUAAGAACUCAUUCCAAGUUCCGACCUUUCCCGAGGGAACUGGACCAUUGGGAGUCUUUGCACUGACGAGGGAAAAUACUCACCCUGGAAAUGAAAAACUGGUACAAACUUGUCUCGAUGCCUUUGAUCAAUUUUGUGAGGAAUUGAAUGCCAUCGCUACUACUUUGCAACACAAUAAUAAUAGUAAUAAUGAUGAUGAUGAUGAGAAUAAUCACAAGGGUGACGAUGACGAGUUAUUCUUUUGGGUGAAAUCCUUGGUCCCUCACAUCACCAUUGCCAUAUUUCAAGAACAUCCUCAGCUGCUUCCAAAGAUGACACAAGAAGAACUUGACGAAUUUUAUUUCUUUACGAAUGAUGAUGGAGACAAAUUGGCCCAGAGUUUGGCAAAACAGACAUUUCGCUAUUCACCCAUUCAGCUAACACUAGAUUCGCUCAUUCUCACUCCGGAUGGAGCCAUGAUUGCUGGCUUUGUGGAUGACGACGACAACAACAAUGAUGAUGAUGAUGGUGGUGUUGGAAAUAAUUAUUAUGACAAGCUCAAGACCGACAUUGUGACAGAUGCCAAACAAGUCAUGGGCAUGGGAGAAUUCACCAGCCGUCCCAAGAAUUUGAUUCACAUUACUUGUGGACGAGUGGUACGGAAACAAGGGGCUGCUUUGGAAUUGUCCAAUACUAGUACACAGGCUGACAUUCAAAAACUUGUGGAACGCUACAACAAACAAGUCUUUCCACAGCUCGUGGCGGACAUGAAGGGCAAUGAUAAUGGUGGUACUCUUUUGUUGGAGCAACUGACCUUGCUACGGAAUGACGUCUGGCUGUGCGAGAAAAAUACCGUGUAUGGAGUUGGAAAGCUCCAAGGUCCAGAUGACAGUAAGUCUGUCUCAUAA